GACUGCUGCUGUACUUCCCCCUUCUUCUUCCUUGGCAUCCACAGAUCCACACCGUCAAAAGCUUGGUUACUGUCAAGUAAGAGAUCACUUACUCUGUUUUGCUUGUUUUCUCAUGGAGUAGUUGUGGUAAAAUAAGGGCUGGAAUAAAAAGUUUGGCAGCAGGACAUCCCAGUUUAGGCGAAUGGCGACGCUCACAGUGGUUAUAGACGAUCACUGUACAGUUGUUGAUAGGGAGAAAAGGCGAUUCAGGUGCAAUUACUGUGGAAAGGAGAUAACUCGUCGUUGUCGUCUUCAGAACCACUUGGCAGGAAUACGUGAGAAAGUACUACCCUGUGAUGAAGUUCCAGCGGAAGUGAGGGCGCAAAUGAAAAACGAGAUAAUGAGAAGAAAGAAAGCAGUUGAGAACACUAGCUCUAAAAACCACUGUACUCUUGUUGAUAAGAAAAAAAAGCGAGUUAAGUGCAAUUACUGUGGAAAGGAGGUAACUACUUGUCAUCGUCUUAAGAACCACUUGGCUGGAAUACGUGAAAAUGUACUACCCUGUGAUGAAGUUCCAGAGAAAGUGAGGGCGCGAAUGAGAAACGGGAUAAUGAGAAGAAAGCAAGCAGAUGCGGACGCCAGCUCUAACAACCCCCUUAAGCAAAAUGGCGAACUUCAUGAGUCCAGUCAACCUAGUUUGUCAAAGAAGAGGAAGCACUGCGCUAUAAUUGAGUCUGGAUUGAAAGAGAAAGAUGAGAAUACACAGAGUUUGAUUGACCACAAACAGUUAAAUGCAGGGAAGAUUGCAAAAGUAGCUCAAGAUAGCUCAUCCAGGCAGCUCCAGAGGUGUAUUGGCAGAUUCUUUUUCGAAAACGGUAUAGACUUUAGUGCUGCAAACUCGCCUUAUUUCCAGAAAAUGAUACGUGCUCUUAUUGGAUGUGGAUCUGUGGUGUAUAAGGUGCCCAGUUGUGAUGACCUCAAGGGGUGGAUUCUGCAGGAAGAACUGAAAGCAUCAGAAGAGCAUGUCCGAGAAAUUCUGCAUUCAUGGGGAAGCACUGGAUGUAGCAUAUUGUUGGAUGGGUGGACCGACGGGAAAGGGAGAGAUUUUAUUAAUUUUGUGGUUGAUAGCCCAAAGGGUCCCAUAUUUAUGAAGUCUGCCGAUGUGUCAGAUAUUGUAGGAGAUGUGGAUGCCAUGAUCGCAUUAUUAAUUGGAGUUAUUGAGGAGGUUGGAGUUCAGAAUGUGGUUCAAAUUGUCUCAUAUACUACUCUUGGCUCAGUUGGCGUUGCGGGCAAAAAGUUAACAGAGAAAUACGGGACUAUAUCCUGGACUGUUUGUGCAUCUCACUGCAUAGGCCUCAUCUUGGAUAAGAUAGCAAUGUUGAACCCUUGGAGAGGUGUGCUUGGCAAGGCAAAAGAUAUUAUCAAGUUCAUUUGCAGUCAUGAGAUAGUUCUGAAGCUUACGAGGAAACACACUUUUGGGCUGGAUAUAGUCAGUUCCAGGAGGAUUAGCUCGCUGACGCCAUUUCUAAUGUUGGAGAGAAUUGAGUCUCAAAAGAUGAAUUUGAAGAACAUGUUCAGUUCAUUAGAAUGGAAGAAGUCAACCUUAGCUUCAACAGUUGAUGGAAUGCAAGUGGUUGAUUUAGUCUCUGGAGAGUCAUCUUUCUGGACUGAAGCCCAGAUGCUUUUGAAGGGAAGUAUUCCACUCAUACGUGCUCUGCAUCUAAUUAGUGGAGGAGACAGUAAACCCCAGUUGGGAUACAUAUAUGAAACAAUGAAACAAGUAAAGGAGCAAAUAAAAGAGGAGUUUAAUGACAAUGAAACCAAAUAUCAGCCUUUCUGGACAGUUAUUGAUGCGAUUUGGAAUAACCAACUCCAUAAACCUAUCCAUUCGGCUGCCUACAUUUUAAAUCCGAGUCUCUUUUACUGUGUGGAUUUCAAUGAUGAUGCUGAGAUUAAGGACGGGCUUUCGCACUGCAUUGAGCAAAUGGUAGAGGAUAAACGUGCUCGAUAUUUAACAUUAUUACAGUUGGAUGACUAUAUGCAGACUAGGGGUACUUUUGGCGAUGGGGAUGCUAUUGAUCAAAGAAUGACGAUUUCUCCAGAGAAAUGGUGGUCCUUGUAUGGAGGUGAAUGCCCUGAAUUGCAAACUUUUGCUAUAAGAAUUUUAAGUCAGACGUGUACUGGUGCCUUGAGAUAUGGUCUGAAAAGGAGUCUACCUGAGCAGCUACAUAUGAACGGAAGGAAUUGCGUUGAGCAAAAACGGUUGAAUGACCUCACAUUUGUUCAUCAUAAUCUCCGGUUGCAAAAUGCUGUAUCUGUUUCAAAGACAGAUUACAGAGAUAUAUUUCUUGAAGAGAUGGAUCAUCCAGUGGUUGAAUGGGUUCGUGGAGGAGACGUGAAAGAAUCAGUGGCUGAAUAACAUGGUGAUUAGAUUAAGGUAUAUGAAUCUUUUGUAGGCAAAGCUUGUCGUAAUGCAUAUACAUAGUCUGAAACUCUGAAUAUAUAACAAGAAACAGAAUUUAAAAAAGUUGUGGCUGAUGAGUCACUUCAGGAGAUGCCACUCCUUGGCUUACCUUUUGUAUACGAUAUUGCAGCAUCUGCAUUAAUUUUCUAAGUCUCGGUUUCAGUUUGAAUUUUUCUCUUUGAAAAAAGUCUGAAUCGAGUUAGUUUCCUUUUCACUCAUAUUGUAUUAUCUCAGCAUCUGCAUUAUCUUAUAUAUAUUGUGAUUAUGAACGAUGA
Molecule: messenger RNA, 2718 nt
Organism: Papaver somniferum (opium poppy)
Lineage: Eukaryota; Viridiplantae; Streptophyta; Magnoliopsida; Ranunculales; Papaveraceae
Exons: 3
Coding region: 182-2398 (738 amino acids)
Molecular function (GO): protein dimerization activity
Source: RefSeq, a predicted model, not a curated record